AUGGGUGAGAGAAAUAGCCAGAAAAGCCACAGCAAGAGACACGACAGGGAGACUCAGAAGGGAAAGACAGGAGUACAGAGAGAGGGAGGGAGGGACGCAUAAUGAGACAAGACGAAGAAACCCAUUCCAGCUGUUUUUCUAUAACAAAUAGAGCCGUGAGAACUUUAUAUUGAAGAACUUUCCACUGCACACCAAGGGAACAAACAUUUCCUUCUGACAUUCUUCUGGCAGUAAUAGUUGUUUAUUUUUGAUCAAACAAAACAUCUAGUUGUACAUGUUGAUGGGACAGAAAUAGAACCGAAGUUCAUUGGAUGAGAAGUGUUUUGGUCCUCUUGUUUUGUGCAUCAGAAAAGUCUCUCCGCAACUUGUCUUUUAAAGAGAAAAAUGAGCACAGACAACUCGACUCUGCUGGACAGCUUGCUCUUUCCCCCUCUGUGCAAUGGCUGGACCAACAACACAGAGGGAGCUAUCUACCAUUUGGGCAACACCAUGCUGUUCCUGGGCUAUAUGGGAGGCAGCGGGGCCUACGGGUGUCUCUUCAUCUUCGGCUUCCUGACUCCCGCCUUCGCGUUCAUGAGCCUAUGGGGUUGGCUUACAAUGUGCGGCCUGGAUGUCUUCACCUGGAAUCUUCUUCUGCUGCUGGCCUGCUUGUGUCAGAUCUGCCACCUGCUUUAUCGGCUGCACCAGGAGGGCAUACAAAGUGAAGAACUGACUGCCCUCUACCAGGCGGUGUACCUGCCGCUGGGCGUGUCCGUCCAGGUUUUCAAGGAGAUCGCCAGUGCCUUUGAGAACAAGGUGGUGGAGCUGAAGGCAGGAGAGACGUACGCUGUGGAGGGCAAGACGCCCAUCGACCGGCUCUCCUUUCUGCUGUCUGGGAGGAUCAGCGUGUCGUUGGAGGGCCAGUUCCUGCAUUACAUCCACCACCACCAGUUCCUCGACUCUCCAGAGUGGGAGUCUCUCAGACCAAACGAGGAGGGAACGUUCCAGGUGACCAUGACAGCAGAGGAGGACUCCCGCUACAUCUCAUGGCGUCGCCGCCGCCUCUACUUGGUGAUGUCAAAGGAGCGUUACGUUGCUCGUGUCUUCUCCGUCAUGCUGGGCUACGACAUCGCCGAGAAGCUCUACAACCUCAACAACAAGCUCUACAUCAAGAGCGGCAUGCUGUUGGACAUCCGCCUGCCCAGCCUCUACCACGUGCUGACCCCCUCCUCGCAGGGCAGCGAGGGGGGCAGUGGCAGCGACGGGGCAAUUAGCAAGGAGCAUCCGCAGGGUGAAGACCCGGCACCGGCCUACCAGAUGUCCGAUCCAGCCCAGUUUCAACCCCACCUGCAAGGACCAAGGCACCCCACCCAGGAUGAACACCAGGCCCCCCAGCACGGCCGCUAUCAGCACCCCUGGGCGUCAGACGGCGAGCUGCCCACUGGUGAGGACUCCACCAGCCUGGUCCUGGAGGACUUUGCUGAUGUGGCGGGCUCCUUGACCGAUUAUGGCAGUGAGAGGGAUUAUUUGAGGUAGAGGGGCAGGGUGCUGGAGCUAACACACUGGGUCACCACUUAAGCUACAUGAGGCGAUAGUGACGGGGAUCUACCGCCUCGAUUCCAGAGGGGCAGAGCGCCGCUGGCUCCCACCGACACUCCCAAACUGUGAGAAACCUGGAAACCGUACGUUAUCUACUGUUCAGCAGUAGGAUCGUGUCACAGAUCCAUUGUUAUGUCUCCUCCUCGCUCUGUGUCCCUGUUCUCACCUCACUUCACUCAUCUGUAGUCUAGAGCAUGAAGACUCUGUUCUCUCUAUUUAAAUUGCAGUUUUAAUGGUGAGGCAGCUAAUACUGAUGUCUUUCAACGAUCGCUACUGUUGGGGCUGAUAUUUAUCAUCGUAAUAACUUCUAUUAAUUUGAUGCCCACAAAUUCCAAGUGCUUUGGGUUUUCUCAAGUUUUCGUGUCAAGAUUUAAAGUCUCUGAAGCAGCAUUCAGGCCACCAAAUCCUAAAGACUUUAGUAAAACUUGUAUGUUUUAGCAUUUCAACGAACAUGGCCUUUACAAAAUCUUUAAUUCAACAACGGGCAAACCAAUAAAAUGCUUAAACAACA
Molecule: messenger RNA, 2089 nt
Organism: Etheostoma spectabile (orangethroat darter)
Lineage: Eukaryota; Metazoa; Chordata; Actinopteri; Perciformes; Percidae
Gene: popdc2
Product: popeye domain cAMP effector 2
Exons: 4
Coding region: 385-1515 (376 amino acids)
Biological process (GO): heart development; striated muscle cell differentiation; regulation of membrane potential
Cellular component (GO): sarcolemma
Molecular function (GO): cAMP binding
Source: RefSeq, a predicted model, not a curated record